Messenger RNA from Marchantia polymorpha subsp. ruderalis, 2633 nucleotides. NCBI's taxonomy places the organism in Eukaryota, Viridiplantae, Streptophyta, Marchantiopsida, Marchantiales, Marchantiaceae. The record is from the annotation of a GenBank genome assembly.
GAUCUUGUGUUCAAUCCCAAGCACUGCGGGUCCACGCGAGACGAGAACGCUGGACGAUUCUCGCGCUGUAGUAGUAAUUCUGCACCUCCUCUGAACAGUUGCUUAGUUCUCUGAUAUACUCAGAAUCACAUCGUCGUUUGACAUUACAUCUUCCUUGCAAGAAUUCUUGAAUUUCAAUUCUUGGCUCUCGAGGUCUCGUCCGGGAAAGACAACUGCAGCGUAUGCAGCUGCUUCUGUAACCGACAGCGAUGGUGGCGCAAGAAGGCGAACAGGUCCCUGUAUCCAGGGACGCAGGUGGAGAGGAAGCUGAUUAUCAUGAAUCUGCCCGUGAGAAAAAUUUCGGGUCAAUCAAGAAUUUUUCGAAAGAGAAUUGGACUGUAGACAUGGAAACGAUACCGAUGGAUGAAAAUGGUCCCGUCCGAAAAGCUCAGUCCGAACGUCCACUGCCCAUCAAUCUGAAGUUUGAGGAAGUCAGUUACAGUGUGAGUCUCAAGCCACAGACGACAUGGUGGGAUUACAAGAGCUGGGGGAGUAAAAUGGCUCAUAACGCGCCUGACAAAGUUAUUCUCCACAAUAUAGUUGGGGGGGUGAAGCCUGGAGAGAUGCUUGCUAUGAUGGGUCCUUCAGGAAGUGGAAAAACCACGCUUCUGAAUAUCCUCGGCGGCCGCGGCCAAGGCAACCUUUCAGGAAAUAUCCUGUAUAACGAUAUGCCUUACGACAAGGGCAUGAAGAGGAGGACGGGAUUCGUUACUCAAGACGAUGUUCUGUACGCGCAUCUCACCGUGAAGGAAACAUUGGUCUAUGCAGCAUUGUUGAGAUUACCCCGAGAAUUUACCAAGCAAGAGAAGAUUCAGCGAGCUGAAGAUGUUAUCACAGAAUUAGGACUCGAGAAGUGCAAGAACACCAUAAUUGGUGGUCCAUUUCUUAGAGGUGUAUCCGGUGGCGAGAAAAAGAGAGUCAGCAUCGGCCAUGAGAUGUUGAUUGAUCCCAGUCUCUUGUUGCUCGAUGAACCAACCUCUGGUCUAGACUCUACAAUCGCACUGAAAAUUAUUCAGACUCUCCAAGAUUUAGCUAAAGGUGGUAGAACGGUUAUCACCACCAUCCACCAACCGUCCAGUAUCAUAUUCCACAUGUUCGACAAGCUGCUACUCCUUUCCGACGGUCAUAUACUUUACUACGGUCACAGAAGUGAAGCAAUGAGCUACUUCGCUUCAGUCGGCUUUUCCCCAUCGUACGCCACAAAUCCAGCUGAUUACUUGCUUGAUCUAGCAAAUGGAAUUCAACAUCACAUCGAUCCUGCCGGUGGAGAACAGUCUUUCAGUUCGCAUAGGAAAGCUAAUAAAUCAGAGGAUAUUCUGAAAACUUUGAGGGAAGCCUACGUUAGCAAACAGCUAUCUCAAACCAGAGCGAGUAUGGCACGUUCUACGAGCAUAACAGCCGAGGAAAGACGAGCAUCCAGAGAAAAGGUGAAGUGGCCCAGUACUUGGUGGGAGCAAUUUUCAGUUUUGACCGUUCGAGGUAUGAAGGAGAGGAGACAUGAGGUUUUUGCUGGUCUUCGAAUCAUUCAAGUCUUCGCCAUAUCCUUGGUUUGUGGCCUGCUCUGGUGGCAAUCAUCAGCGGACAACAUCGGCGAUCAGGCUGGCUUGCUAUUCUUCGUGUCCACGUUCUGGGGAUUCUUCCCCAUCUUCUCAUCCAUUUUCACUUUUCCGACAGAACGUCAGAUGCUUGCUAAGGAGCGAGCGUCCGGCAUGUACCGUCUCACGGCCUAUUUUUUCGCUCGAACAGUCGGGGACUUGCCAUUGGAACUGGUUCUGCCAACAUUGUCCAUAACCAUGAUCUAUUGGAUGUCUGGGCUGAAGGCCACGGCGGGAGCGUUCUUCUGUACGCUCGCCACAGUCCUCUUCAACGUCCUCGUCUCGCAAGGAAUGGGGCUUCUCCUGGGCGCAGCAAUGAUGGACGUGAAAAAGGCUACGACCCUCGCAUCGGUGAUCAUGAUGACUUUCCAGUUGGCGGGUGGCUACUUCGUGACCAAUACCCCUGCCUUCAUCGGUUGGGUCAAGUACAUUUCGUUCACUUACUAUGGUUUCAAGUUGCAGUUGGCUUCGCAAUACUCCAAGGAUCAAACUUACGCUUGUGCAACCGGCCGAUGCCGCAUCGUUGAUUAUCCCACGGUGCAACAAGUCGGGCUAGACAGAAUGGGUAUCGCCGUGAUGGCUAUGAUGAUCAUGUUAUUCGGGUUCAGAUUUCUUGCCUACAUGGCUCUGAGGAACAUGAAGAAGUAGAUCACACUCGCGCUUCAAUGUAGAAAAAGUGUUAAAAAAUUGUGAAAUUCUCAUUCAAUUUGUUCAUACAGUAGAGAUAACGUAGGAGUAGGUCCUAGCAGAAGUUAGACUAGUGUAAUUAGAGAGCUCUAUGAAGACGGCUGUAGCGUACCGCAGUAUCAGGUUCUCAGUUUUAGGGGCUCAAGCAAGAGCUGUAAAUCUAGAGAGACUCGAACCGACGUAAGUCGGAUGGUCAUUCUCAUUCGAAAGCUAGUUGUUGAUAAGCUACGUUGUAGGAAAUUCUUUGUGAACUUUAUGGGGCAAGUAAAUAACAUACAAGGCAGUCGCCCACAGACCCUCGAGAGGUGUCUU